AUGUCACGAAAUACGACGUUUAAACACAAAUAUGGAAAUAUUAGUAAUAAUUCAACAAUAAGUGAAGCAUCAUUCGAAAUAUUUAUACAAUCGACAAGUACACCCAAAAAGAGUGCUAUUAAAGUAUUAUCAUCAACUCCGACUAAAUUUUAUAGUUUAAUGGCAAAAUCAUCAUCUACAAAAUCGAAAAUAUGUAAAACAUGUCAAUUUGGAACAUUAUGUUCGAAUCAGUUUCAAUAUAACAACGUUGAUCUCAAUAGUUUGAUGUAUUCUACAACAAAAAUUAAUAAAACGAACAAUAAUCAGACAUCAUCAAAAAGUUUUAAAAUAUGGAAUAUAUAA
Didymodactylos carnosus is the source of this 342-nucleotide messenger RNA. The record is from the annotation of a GenBank genome assembly. NCBI's taxonomy places the organism in Eukaryota, Metazoa, Rotifera, Eurotatoria, Philodinida, Philodinidae.